UGACCAUCACACAUUCACGUAACAAACACUCCGGUGAAUAAGCUGACUUGCUGGAAAUGUUCGAGGAGCUCACAUUUGUCUGACAGCGCGCUGCGGUGGAAGAUCGGAGCAAAGUGAAGCUGCACAAAAAAAAAUUCAAUAAAAGCAACAGAGAGAGAGAGAGAGAGAGGGAGAGAGAGAGAGAGAGAGAGAGGAGCAGGAUUCCUGAUUAGAACCAGUUUACUCCAUUGAAGGUUGUGCUGCGGCAGGACGCUCCCUGGUUUAGGGCACAAGCUGCCAUGCCAUUUGGUUGUCUCACACUUGGGGAGAAGAAGGAUUACAACAGUCCCUCGGAGGUGACUGACAAAUAUGACCUGGGACAAGUCGUUAAAUCAGAGGAGUUUUGUGAGAUAUUUCGGGCGAAGGACAGGAACACCUUGAAAAUGUACACGUGUAAAAAGUUCCACAAAAAGGACGGAAGGAAAGUGAGGAAAGCGGCCAAGAAUGAGAUAAUGAUCUUAAAGAUGGUAAAACAUCAUAAUAUCCUUCAGCUGGUUGAUGCAUUUGAAACKAAGAAAGAGUACUUCAUAUUUUUGGAGCUUGCAACAGGAAGAGAGGUCUUUGACUGGAUCUUGGAUCAGGGUUACUACUCAGAGAGGGACACCAGCAACGUUAUGAGGCAGGUGCUGGAGGCUGUGGCUUACCUGCACUCUCUGAAAAUUGUCCACAGAAACCUAAAG
This is a messenger RNA of Austrofundulus limnaeus, 719 nucleotides long. It is a transcript of the gene camkva, whose product is annotated as CaM kinase-like vesicle-associated a. Lineage: Eukaryota; Metazoa; Chordata; Actinopteri; Cyprinodontiformes; Rivulidae. Gene Ontology annotation, biological process: protein phosphorylation. The record is from RefSeq and is a predicted model, not a curated record. Gene Ontology annotation, molecular function: protein kinase activity; ATP binding.